Molecule: messenger RNA, 1628 nt
Organism: Balaenoptera musculus (blue whale)
Lineage: Eukaryota; Metazoa; Chordata; Mammalia; Artiodactyla; Balaenopteridae
Gene: TNFRSF25
Product: TNF receptor superfamily member 25
Exons: 11
Coding region: 1-1446 (481 amino acids)
Biological process (GO): signal transduction
Cellular component (GO): plasma membrane
Molecular function (GO): protein binding
Source: RefSeq, a predicted model, not a curated record
AUGAGGUCCACCACUAGAGCCCCCCACGAGGUGCCCUCCCCCACGUGGCGGGCUCCUCGGGCGGCGCGGGGUAGGUGGGGCGGGCCUGCGGGCGCCGGCCUGGGCCCCACCCGCGGCGGGCGGAGCGGGGAAGCCCGGGUCGGGUCGAGGGCCCAGCGUGGCUCCCAGGGCCAUGGAGCCGGGGCCCAGGGCGUGUGCGGCGGCGCUGACUGCGGAGAGCCAGCAGCCCCUGUCCCCCAGGCCCUCCUCCUCCUCCUGCUGGGUGCCCAGGGCCAGGGCAGCACUCCCAGCCCCAGGUGUGACUGUGUGCACAGCUUCCAGAAGAGGAGUGGUCUGGUCUGCUGCAGGGGCUGUCCAGCAGGGCACUACCUGAAGGCCUCCUGCACAAAGCCCUGUGGCAUCCCCACCUGUCUCCCGUGCCCCCGGGGCACCUUCCUGGCCCGGGAGAACCACCACAAGACCCGCUGUGCCCGCUGCCAGGCCUGUGAUGAGGAGGCCUCCCAGGUGGCCCUGAAGAACUGCUCGGCGGUGGCGGACACCCACUGCGGCUGCAAGCCAGGCUGGUUCAUGGACUGCGUCGUCAGCCAGUGUCCCCACAGCUCUCCCUUUCGCUGCCACCCGUGCCCAGACUGUGAGGCCCUGCACCGCCGCACACGGGCCCCCUGUUCCAGCGGAGACACUCACUGUGGGACCUGCCUGCCCGGCUUCUAUGAAUAUGGCAACAGCUGCGUGUCCUGCCCCACGAGCACCCUUGGGGGCUGUCCUGUGCCCUGUGUGGCUGUCUGUGGCUGGAGGCAGGUGUUCUGGGUCCAGGUGCUCCUGGCAGGCCUGGUGGUCCCACUCCUGCUUGGUGCCACCCUGACCUACACAUACCGCCGCUGCCAGCUUUGCAAGGCCAUGGUUCCUGGUGAAGCUGGGGUGGAGGCCCUGACCCCCCUGCAGGCCACCCACCUCUCACCCCCGGACAGCAGCCCCACCCUUCUGGUAACACCCAGCAGCAGUGAGAAGGUCUGCACCGUCCAGCUGGUAGGCAGCAGCUGGACGUCUGGCUCUCCCCAGGCCCAGGAGGCGCCCUGCCCGGAGGUGACCUGGUCCUGGGACCAGCUGCCCAGCAGAACUCUUGGCCCGCCGCCCCCGCCCUCGCCAGCGCCCCCUGCAGGCUCGGCGGCCGCCAUGCUCCAGCCGGGCCCGCAGCUCUACGACGUGAUGGACGCGGUGCCCGCGCGGCGAUGGAAGGAGUUCGUGCGCACGCUGGGGCUGCGCGAGGCGGACAUCGAGGCGGUGGAGGUGGAGGUCAGGCGCUUCCGCGACCAGCAGUACGAGAUGCUCAAGCGCUGGCGCCAGCAGCAGCCCGCGGGCUUGGGCGCCGUCUACGCCGCCCUGGAGCGCAUGGGGCUGGACGGCUGCGCCGAGGACCUGCGGAGCCGCCUGCAGCGUGGCCCGUGACGCCGGGGCCCACCCGCCACUUCGAGGCUCUGGUGGCCCUUGCAGAAGCCCUAAGUACGGUUACUUAUGCGUGUAGACAUUUAAUGUCACUUAUUAAGCCCCUGGCACGGCCCUGCGUAGCAGCGCCAUCCAGCCUCACCCCUGCGCGCCCCCAGGGUUCCAGUUAAGGCGAGGAAGCGCCA